AUUCCCCGGGAUUUCCCAUAAUCGAGGGAGAAUGUUUUCGUCUGUCUUCAAUUUGGAGUGAUUUUAAGUGUUCAGAACAUUUCUCUCCUUUCUUUAAUGUAUCAUACGAGUUAAAAGUCGUGAUAAGCUUGUCGUCUCUGAGCUUAACUAAGUAAAAUAAAAUCAUGUUGCGCAAAAAAUCCAAAGAAUCUACGAUCUCAUCAAUUCAAGGUAUAGAAGGAAAAUAUAUCAAGAGGCAAACUUUACCUGGUUUGAUAAACAAUGCAAGUAUAUCUAGUUCAAGACCGCUAAGUCAAAGAAAUUACAUUAGUCCACAAAAACAACAUAAUAAAAAUCAACUUUUAAAAGAAAUAAAUGAUUUAAAGUUAAAUGUGACGUCGCCUACUCGUCCUACGUACAUAUCGAGCCCUACGUAUAUAUCGAGUCCUACAUACAUAUCGAGUCCAAGUAGCGUUGGUUCAGCACCUGCUUUACCACCCAGAAAUCAUAUUGAGCUCUAUAAACCUAGUCAAAAUUAUGCGAAUGAUUCAGCUCUUAUUUAUGAAAAUAAUGCUGAACAGGAUGAGAUUGAUAAUCGUCAAAUUGAACUUUAUCAUAAGGAAGUACGAGAAAGAUAUAUGAAGAGGCAAAACUCUAGCCCAGCAUUGCGACAAUCAUUAUAUCAGUUAUCUGUAAAAGAAGAUGAUCCUAAUCGAGAAAAUUUACCCCCUGGAUGGAGUGUUGAUUGGACUGUACGAGGGAGGAAAUACUACAUAGAUCACAAUACUCAUACUACGUCUUGGAGUCAUCCUUUAACUGCCGAAAGCUUGCCAACAGAUUGGGUUCAAGUUGAGUCAAAAGAACACGGAAUAUAUUAUGUUAACCAUAGAACCCAAACGGCACAAUACAAUCAUCCUAGCCUAAUGUCUGUAAACGGGGCUGAACUCGUGUCUUAUGAAGCUCUACAGCCGCCAAGAAGUCGACCACCGCAAGUGUUGGUAAAUCCAGAUAACUUUCCUGAUUGGCUUGUGGUUUAUUAUCACUCAUCAACCGCCCACGAUCAUAUGAUCAAAUGGCAUAAAUUUAAAAUUUCACAAUUACAGGAAUAUGACGUUAUGCUAGUCAGGAUUUAUAAGCAACAUUUAGAAAGAAGAUAUUCAAUGUACGAAAAAUAUCGUACAGCUCUGCACAUUGAAAUGGAAAGAAAAAAACAAUCAGAGCAAUACAAGUUGUGACAACAUAGCUGUUAACUGAUUUAAAUAUUGUUUAUACAAGAUUUUUGAUGGUGAUUUUGUAUUUGAUAAUUGAUUGACCAUUGAUUGAUAUUUAAUUAGAAGAAAUUAGCGCUAUUGUGAAAGAUUUAAUAUCUACUUUUUGUUGUUGAGGGAAAAGUGGAGCAUCCUGGACAGACUUACUUCUGAGUUCGCCAAAAUGGAAUUUUUUGUUUUUAUGUUUCAUUGGCUAAGACUUUCUCAAAACAUGUUUAUCAAAAUAUUUUUACAUUCUAAAGUACUCAACAAAUGUAACUGUUGCAGUCUAACAUUAUAUAUUUUCUUUAUUAUUUCUUUACCACAUUCUUCAUAAUAUCUAUGCGUUCUAACACUUAUGCAUUUUUCUUUGCGAUAACUAUCUAUUUAUUUUUCCAUAUCUUUAAUAAUUUUUUCUUGGAAUUUUGUAUUCCUUGGAGUGAAGAAUUAUCAUAUUUGUUUGUUAAAGGAGAGUGAUACCUACCAUCCUUUUGUGAAAUAUGAAUUCAGCAACAAAAAUUAUUGCAGAGAAUAAAAUACUAGUUCAAUUUGU
Messenger RNA from Dimorphilus gyrociliatus, 1779 nucleotides. NCBI's taxonomy places the organism in Eukaryota, Metazoa, Annelida, Polychaeta, Dinophilidae. The record is from the annotation of a GenBank genome assembly.